This is a messenger RNA of Tarenaya hassleriana, 2102 nucleotides long. Its product is annotated as serine/threonine-protein kinase CDL1. The transcript is spliced from 5 exons. The coding region runs from base 678 to 1949 and encodes 423 amino acids. The record is from RefSeq and is a predicted model, not a curated record. Gene Ontology annotation, biological process: protein phosphorylation. Lineage: Eukaryota; Viridiplantae; Streptophyta; Magnoliopsida; Brassicales; Cleomaceae. Gene Ontology annotation, molecular function: ATP binding; protein kinase activity.
CGAGAAACCCCUUCACGCGUACGAAUCCUUCUUCCCCAAAAUCCCUUAAUUCUCGAUUUCUUCCCCUCUCCCAAUUCAUUCAAAACCCUCGUUUUCUCUCUCCCAUUGCUCUGAUCUGAAAUGUGCUAAAUCUCCCAUCUUUUUUUUGUUUUGAUUCUCACCCUUCUCCUUCUGAUACCGCGAGUGUUCGUGGGUUUGCGGUAUUUUCAUUCCUCCGAGUGAUCCCACCUUCAAAAUCUGUUCAUGUCGCUCUUCGAAUUCUCAGACCCGUGUUUUGAUCGAAAUGUGCCCGAAUUUCGAGUCUUGUGAUCGUGUUUGUCUUGUUCCUCGUUCUUCCGAAGCCAUAGUGUUGACGUGUUCGUGUUGUUUCUGAGUCGUACCCUAAAAAAAUUUCCAUUUUCUUUGUUGCUCUCGUCAAAUUCAGAACCUUGCUUUUUUUCCCCCCUCUAACAUCGUUUCCAUCGAAGUGCGUCCAGAAUUCUGAAUCUGGUGUUAGAUCGUUGGUGUAAAACCCUGUUCACGAAUUCCUCUGAAAACAAAGUGCGUUAAUGUGUUGAAAACGUUGCUUCUGAGUGACCCCACAACUGAGUUUUCGCGUUUCUCUGUCUGGUUUCCUGUGGACACAUCGGACUGCGUUUUGUAAGGAAAGAGGUUGUCCAUAGGAUCGAUCGGAGUAUAUGGGGUGUUGCUCGUGUUUUGGGUCAAGAAAAAGACGACGAAAGAUGCAGAAUCAGGAGCUCAGAGACGUUGCUGCUGGUCCGAAAUGGAGACACGAACCGUCGUCUUCUGUAGCCAAACCAGUCAGAAGUAUGUCUGAAUCUGCGAUGCAGCGAGACUUACAUGAUUCUCCGGACAAGGCUCAAACUUUUACCUACCGAGAACUCGCUACCGCCACGAACAACUUCAGGACAGAAUCACUGAUUGGACAAGGCGGAUUUGGAGCCGUUUUCAAAGGAAAUCUGGAAAGAACUGGACAGGUUGUAGCUGUGAAACAACUUGACAAGACUGGUCUACAAGGAGAGAAGGAGUUUCUAGUCGAGGUUCUCAUGCUCUCACUCUUGCGUCAUGACAACCUCGUCCACCUGAUCGGUUACUGUGCUGAGGGAGAUCAACGGCUUCUUGUUUAUGAAUAUAUGCCUCUUGGAUCCUUGGAAGAUCAUCUCCAUGAUCUCACACCUGAUCAGGAGCCUCUAGACUGGCACACGAGGAUGAGGAUAGCCGCCGGCACAGCCAAAGGGUUGGAGUAUCUUCACAAUGAAGCAGACCCACCUGUGAUCUACAGGGACUUGAAAACGGCCAAUGUGUUACUUGACCAUGGUUUCAAACCGAGCCUCUCUGACUUUGGACUGGCCAAGUUUGGUCCAAGCGGAGACAAGUCUCAUGUGUCCACCCGGGUCAUGGGCACUCACGGUUACUGUGCACCCGAAUAUGCAGACAGUGGGAAACUUACGAUGAAAUCUGAUAUCUUCAGCUUCGGAGUUGUAAUGUUGGAACUCAUCACUGGACGCAGACCUGUCGAUGAUACCUGCACCGGUCCAAAACGGUUUCUUGUGAACUGGGCAAGACCGUUGUUCAAGGAACAGAACAUAACAGAGUUAGCAGAUCCGGCGUUAGGAGGGAACUUCUCCGAGUCGACUCUGACAAAAGCACUGGAAGUGGCGUUCAUGUGCUUGAGGCAAGAAGCGAACGCAAGGCCAUCCAUCAGAGAAGUAGUGGUUGCUCUAAACUACAUUGUCUCACGCUCUCGCAAGGAGAAGGAAGUGACGAGCAGAGGAGUGGCAAUGGCGGCGGCAGUGACAGAGACUGUGAGCUCUCCGAAAGAGACAACGAGGAUGCUGGUGAACAAUAACGAUGAUUUCGAUCGAGAGAGAGCAGUUGCUGAGGCUAAGUCAUGGGGAGAGACAUGGAGAGAGAUCCGGAGACAGAGUGCUCAGCCUCCAAGCCCUUGACUUUGAUAGAUAAAACCCAAAAGAAAGUUGUCACCUUUACGAACUCGAGAGUAGAUUUCUCUGACAUGGACAGAUUUCCGUUAUAACCCUUCUCGUAUAUCUUGACAUUGCAGUCGCAGAUUCAGAUUUGACAGCAUUGACUCCAUUGAUCCA